AUGAGGUCGCUACAAAUAGUUUUAGUGUUGGUUUUCGCGCUGUGCGCGUCCACGGCCACGGCCAAAUUCAAUUUGGAUAAACUGCGAGCGGACUUCUUCAAUGCGACCGGUUCCAAGGGCAGCCUUUAUGUGCAAAGUUUAAAAUAUUUGCAACGUGAGCCGCCCGUAGGUGGGGCGCUCAACCGCGAAGCUAGCCCUCGAGCCUUGAGCACCAACACGAUCGAACAGAAAUUGGAUCAUUUCGAUGAGACCAACGAAAAGACAUGGCAAAUGCGUUAUAUGGAGAACGAUGAAUACUUUACGGAGGGUGGACCGAUAUUCAUUUACGUCGGCGGCGAAUGGACCAUAUCAUCGGGCUCCAUAACACGUGGUCACUUUGUCGACAUGGCAAAGGAGCAUAACGGCAUACUUUUCUAUACUGAGCACCGUUACUACGGCACAAGUCGUCCAACAAGUGACAUCACGGUCGAUAACUUGAAGUAUUUGCACGUCAAGCAGGCGCUCGCCGAUUUGGCACACUUCAUUACAUAUCAACGUGAGAACUAUCCGGGUUUGGCGAAUUCAAAGGUCAUAAUGGCUGGCGGCUCAUAUGCAGCGACCAUGGUUGUGUGGUUCAAGCGCCUGUAUCCAGAGCUCUUAACCGGUGGCUGGGCUUCGAGCGCGCCACUUUUGGCUCAGGUAGACUUCAAAGAGUACAAAGAGGUCGUCGGUCGGGCACUACGCGAAUUGGGUAGCGAGCAGUGCUACAAUCGUGUGCAGAAUGGCACAAAAACUUUGGAGACCAUGAUACAGGAUGGUCGCGCUGCCGAGGUAAAGGCCAUGAUGAAGAUUUGCAACAAUUUCGACGAACAUAACGAUUUGGAUGUGUGGACGCUAUUUUCAAGCAUAUCGAAUCUCUUCUCUGGAAUCGUACAAUACCAGACCGACGACGAUGUGCCGGUUCUUUGUGACUAUUUGCUUGCUCAGGAGGAUGAUGUGGUAGCCAUAGCGAAAUUUCUUUUGUUAUAUGUCGGCUCAGGCUGUGUUGACCUCAGCUAUAAGGACACGCUGACCUAUUACAUGGACUCCACUUAUGCACAAGGAGCAAGCCGUCCCUGGUACUAUCAGACCUGCAAUGAAUACGGUUGGUAUCAAUCGUCCACUUCACUUGAGCAACCCUUCGGCACCAAAUUCCCCCCACUACUCUCGACCACACUGUGCAAAGACGUGUUCGGCGAUGAAUACACCAACGAAAAUAUCAACGCCAAAGUUGCGCAGACCAAUGUGGAUUUCGGCGGCUAUGCACCGGAUGUGACAAAUAUUUAUCAGACACACGGCGAACUCGACCCAUGGAGUGCCGUCGGCCAUACAGCCGAGUAUGGCGCCACCAUCUUACCACAAGCAUCGCAUUGCACCGAUUUCAGUUCGAUUAGCAGCGCCGACACAGCAGAGAUGCGUGCCUCAAAGGAGAAGCUAGCCGAGUUGGUGGGUCAAUGGUUGGCCGACGCGUAGAAAUGCCUACGAAUGCCAAACGGCAAUCAAUAGCAAUAACACAUAUUUAAUUCUGAAACAUUAUUGUGACAAUAUUUUGACUUUCU
Bactrocera neohumeralis is the source of this 1577-nucleotide messenger RNA. Its product is annotated as putative serine protease K12H4.7. Gene Ontology annotation, biological process: proteolysis. Gene Ontology annotation, molecular function: serine-type exopeptidase activity; dipeptidyl-peptidase activity. The record is from RefSeq and is a predicted model, not a curated record. NCBI's taxonomy places the organism in Eukaryota, Metazoa, Arthropoda, Insecta, Diptera, Tephritidae. Bases 1 to 1491 code for a protein of 496 amino acids. The transcript has 6 exons.